UAAAGUAAUUUUUGUAAUAACAGUUUUUUCUUUUUUUUUUUGGCUAUUAACCUUGUUUUGACAAUUAGUUACCCUUAACCCCCUCCCCUCCCCCCUCAAGAGAAGAAGAUAUGCCGAAACUACCAAAGAAGACAUCGCUCACCUCUGUAGAGCAAUAUGAACUGAAUCAAUGGCUACAGGAGAAUAACAUUAAUCCAGCCAAAUUGCGACGAUCCUUCACCGAUGUCGUGCCCCUGGCCCGACUACUCUCCCGCUAUUAUCCCGAACUGGUCGAUGUCAACUUCUACCCGCCAAGGAAUAGUGUACAGAGCAAACUCUCCAACUGGGAUCUGUUUAGCAAGCGGGUACUAGUCAAGCUGGGACUGCGAGUGACCCGGGAAGAGAUGGAUCGUGUGGCCCGCUGUGUGCCCGGUGCCAUCGAUUUACUGCUGCAUAACAUCAUGAUUGCCCAUCAAGCCAAUCAGUAUCAUCGACGGCGGCAAGCGGAACAAGAUUCGGACUCUACCCAAACUUAUGAUGAAUACGACGACGAUGAGGACUACAAGAAUUGGGAUGACGGGAACAAGAUUCAGGACAUGCAGAGUCAUGCCAGUGGGCUGGCGGAGGCUGCUUCAAAGGGCUCGUCGCCAACUGCUUCUAUUCUACAGGCAGGAGGCUCUCCCACUGGAAGUGCGAGUGUCGAGAGUGGUCCAUCUAAUGUGAAGCUCCGAAAGGCUGCCGCUGCUGCUGCUACUACUGGGGGAAUGGGAAAGCAGCGAGCCACAUCGACGCUUGCACGCAAGAAGUCCAUGGUCGAGGACAAGGACAUCGUCAUGGUGAACGUGCGGAAACAGAUAGGCCGCCGACAACUUGCAACAAAAAAGCAUUAAGAUUGCCCGCUACCUGCAGAGGAACGCCCAUCUGGAGAGCAUGCUGCAACUGAAGGCGGAACGCA
This is a messenger RNA of Drosophila willistoni, 934 nucleotides long. Its product is annotated as sperm flagellar protein 1-like. NCBI's taxonomy places the organism in Eukaryota, Metazoa, Arthropoda, Insecta, Diptera, Drosophilidae. Gene Ontology annotation, cellular component: axoneme. The transcript is spliced from 2 exons. Gene Ontology annotation, molecular function: microtubule binding. The coding region runs from base 111 to 869 and encodes 252 amino acids. The record is from RefSeq and is a predicted model, not a curated record. Gene Ontology annotation, biological process: regulation of cytoskeleton organization.